CAAUCAGGCUUAACGUGGGCUCUGGUCUCUUAAUCCACUCCCUCAGCAACCUCUCCCAGCCAGCUCUAGACGCCUUUCCGACUUCAUCACCAUCCUUAAACCCUUCAGCCGCCAUCUCUGCCCCGUACGACUCUCGCUGCUCCGCUCGUCAUCCCUUCGUCAACGACAGACCCGCGCCCGGUACCACCUAAACCUUCGUACUUGAACCAUCCCCAAGCCGAGACGAUACAUCGAUCGCCGCAACUACCCAUAUCUUCACGAUGCCGCUCUGUGGUGGAACGAAGUCUGUGCAGCGCAAGCUAGUCCUUCUCGGCGAUGGCGCAUGCGGCAAGACAUCGCUAUUGAACGUGUUUACAAGGGGAUAUUUCCCCACCGUAUAUGAGCCUACGGUAUUCGAAAACUAUGUCCAUGACAUCUAUAUCGACAAUACACACGUGGAAUUGAGCCUGUGGGACACGGCUGGACAGGAAGAAUUCGACCGAUUACGCUCGCUUUCAUACGAUGAUACACACGCCAUCAUGCUUUGCUUCAGCGUUGACUCGCCCGAUUCAUUGGAGAACGUAGAAACCAAAUGGGUUGGCGAGAUCGCCGAGAACUGCCCAGGUGUCAAGCUCGUUUUGGUUGCAUUGAAGUGCGAUCUCCGAAAACGAGACGAUGCGGAAGAGGAUGAGCCACAACCAGAGAAGACUUUGAUCAACUAUGAUGAAGGCCUUCGCGUGGCUGAGAAGAUCAAGGCUCUACGAUACCUUGAGUGCUCCGCCAUGAAGAACCGAGGCGUUAACGAAGCAUUCACCGAGGCAGCUCGCGUUGCUCUCUCCGUCAAGAACGGCAAGGACAAGAGCGACGGUUGCUCUGUCAUGUAAACGGCUCCUCUAUAUCUCUCAUCCUUUCGACUACUACCUUGAUACCUCGUUCUCUCCUCUUCUAAGCGGCUCCCUUUCAAUUAUUCAUUUCUCUCAUCUCGCCCUCAUCUCAAUAACCGGCGCUUUAUUCUCCGCUAAUUUCUGGGGA
This is a messenger RNA of Aaosphaeria arxii CBS 175.79, 1011 nucleotides long. Its product is annotated as rho3 protein-like protein. The record is from RefSeq and is a predicted model, not a curated record. NCBI's taxonomy places the organism in Eukaryota, Fungi, Ascomycota, Dothideomycetes, Pleosporales. Gene Ontology annotation, biological process: small GTPase-mediated signal transduction. The transcript has 8 exons. Gene Ontology annotation, molecular function: GTPase activity; GTP binding. Bases 261 to 863 code for a protein of 200 amino acids.